Bemisia tabaci is the source of this 950-nucleotide messenger RNA. RefSeq names its product Na(+)/H(+) exchange regulatory cofactor-like protein nrfl-1. Gene Ontology annotation, cellular component: apical plasma membrane. The record is from RefSeq and is a predicted model, not a curated record. Gene Ontology annotation, biological process: protein localization to plasma membrane. NCBI's taxonomy places the organism in Eukaryota, Metazoa, Arthropoda, Insecta, Hemiptera, Aleyrodidae. Gene Ontology annotation, molecular function: protein binding; protein-membrane adaptor activity.
CCCGGCGAAGCGAGAGCGAUCUCGAAAGCAACAAGUACUUACGCGAACGUGGUACGUAAAAACAAAUCAGUUAUCAAUUCACCAUGAGAAUAGUGCCCUCGUUCGGAUUUCAUGGUUAGUUGACGUUGUUUCGUGUUUAUGUGGUUGUUUAUUUUCCUUUCCAGUUCUUAAAAAUGUCCAUCGAAAGCUUAUCCAGUAGUGCUCCAGCCCCGAGGUUGUGUCACAUCUUGAAGUGGGCCGAUUUUGAAGGUUUUGGUUUUAAUCUCCACACUUACAAAGGCAAACCUGGCCAUUUCAUCGGCAAGGUGGAUGAAAAUUCACCUGCCGAAGCCGCAGGUCUUAAAACAAAUGAUAGAAUUAUUGAAGUUAACGGUGUAAAUGUUUUCGAUGAAAGUCAUAAGCAAGUGGUUCAAAGGAUUGAAAUAGUACCUGACGAAACUAAACUUUUGGUCGUUGAUAGUGACACCGAUGCUUACUUCAAGGAUAAGAACCUUACCAUCUCCAGCUCACUACCUAAUGUUGUCUACUUGAAGACUCCAGACAAAUCGCAUUCUAAUUCGAAAGUCAAUGGCAAGACAAUGAGCAACUCUACGCAAAACCACAAUCAUGAAUCCAACGGCGACUCUGAAAUAUCGGGGAAUCAAAAUUCGAGCGAGACGACGACGAACAGCGUGGAAUCGACGACUCUCAACCUGAACAUGUCGGCGAAGGAGCUGCGCGCCAAGCUGGCAGCCCGAGAGAAGUAUGACCCGAAGAAGGACAGCCUAGAUAUCAAGAAAAAGCACGAGAUCAUCCAGAAGCUGUAACGCUCUAUGUUCCGAUAUCUGUAUCAUUUCAUUUGUUAGCCAUAUGAUUUAGCUCGUAGAAAGUUUCCCACGUCGUAUUGUUAAACCCUCCCAUCGCGAUGACUACUCUGACCAGCAGGCCGAUUAUUGAAACUGAUAGACAAA